AUGGAAGAAGUUGUUAAAUUGCGAUUACGCAAUCUCGACCGUUUUCAAUUAUGUCUUGCUGUAUGUCGCACGUCAAGUGCCAGCGUAAGACAUGAAAAUACAUACAAAGAUCCAGAUUCAAAACAUUGCUACAUAACGUUAUUACCAAUGAACAAUAAUGUCAAUAAUCAAAAUAAUGAACGUAAUUCAUUACUAAUCAAUCAUAAUAAUAAUAAUAACGACGACAAAGGCGUCAUUACUUCUUUUUCUACAGUUUCAUUAUUUAUCCCAAAUUCAACUAUGUCCUGCGAUUAUCCUUUUUCAUAUAAUACAAGCAAUAUACAUUUUUAUUUAUUAUUUUCAUUAAUAAUUCUUAUUUUCAGUGUUAUAAAAAAGAAGAAUAUAAUCAUCUUCGCUGUUUUUUUUAAAGUGAAGAACGAAUUCCACGAACCAGAGAAGAUUUCAUACGCCAAACAUCGUUGUAAUCAAUAUCUGCAGUUGGAUAACGUUUUUUUACCAACUCUAAUAUUUCAUUACGAAUGGGCUCUUGGACAGUCCCUC
Cotesia congregata is the source of this 540-nucleotide messenger RNA. The record is from the annotation of a GenBank genome assembly. Lineage: Eukaryota; Metazoa; Arthropoda; Insecta; Hymenoptera; Braconidae.